Molecule: messenger RNA, 930 nt
Organism: Pocillopora verrucosa
Lineage: Eukaryota; Metazoa; Cnidaria; Anthozoa; Scleractinia; Pocilloporidae
Product: olfactory receptor 7A42-like
Biological process (GO): G protein-coupled receptor signaling pathway
Cellular component (GO): plasma membrane
Molecular function (GO): G protein-coupled receptor activity
Source: RefSeq, a predicted model, not a curated record
AUGUGGUUCUGGGUGUUUGGAUGGUUCCUUGUCCUGACAUCAGCGAUUGGCAAUGGACUCGUAAUUUAUCUCGUCAUCACGAAACCUCGCCUCCAUACCCCUGGUAAUAAUUUCAUCGUAUCGCUGGCCGUUGCCGAUCUCUGCGCAUCUCUAGCGUUCUUUCCACCCCAGUUUUGCGCUAAAUUCAUCUACACUAUUGACCUCAGCCAUGCAGGUCUCUUUUUCAAAGUCAGCUUCGCCUUCCUGUACUGUUCCAACACAAAUCUUUUUGCUAUGGCACUCGAUCGCUUUCUUGCUAUUGCAACGCCUUUUCGGCACAUCUAUUUAAUCACGGAGAAAACUACCUGGUCCGUGAUCGUUGCGGCUUGGAUUUCCCCGUUUUUGCUCUUCUUCUUUCCUGCCAUCUUCACUCACAACAACAAUCCAAAGUACACCAUGCUCGUGGAAAUCUCCCGAAUUAUUAUCUUCCAAAUCCUGCCCUUUGUUUUCUUUGUCGCUGCGACGUUCCAUCUACUUCGCGUCGCCCAGAAGGUCAACAGCCAGAUUGGUAUAAUGACCACUCAGGUCCUGUACAACCAUGCCAUGGGUGCAGUCAACAACAGGCCACCUGCCCUGUCCAAUGUAAACUUCAGGGGUUCGACUGCUUUGAUUAUCAUGGUGAUGACCGCCUAUAAUGUCACAUACAUCGGCUGGAAUUAUCACUGUCUAUGCCAUCUCAUCGGUGUUUGUCAGUCUACCAAGACGCUGAAUCACAUAGUUUCUAUUGCACUGAUCGCCAACACUGCUGUCAAUCCAGUCCUCUACUCUUUUCUUAAGAAGGACAUUCAGAGGGAAUUUUCUAGGUUGUUCUCAGGGAAGGUGCUGAAUCCCACUGAAAUCGUUGGAAAGGGGCACGAGUCUCCUAGACCAACCACAAUCACAGGAAGGUAA